AUGUCCCGAUCCGCCGUCGUGUACGCCCUCGUCGUCGCUCUCGUCACCCUCGUCGACGUCGCGAAGGCGAUCGAAGGCAAAUGCAGCGCCUGUCGCGGCGUCGGUAAAUCUCUCGCCGACGCGCUUCGGAACGACGAAAAGGAGUCGGAGGGGAAGGUAGUGGACAUGCGCGGACGGUUGGACUCGCGAGGAAAGCGGUACGGGAAGAAGAUUUCGUACAAGGAGAGCGAACUGAGAUUUGAAGAGCUCCUCGAGAACGUGUGCGCAGACGACGGGAAAGUUUCAGAGUUGCAAUUUCACGAGGAGACGGCGCGAUGGCGAAAACCGCCGAAUCCGGUGAAGAAGAUUCGAGGCGCGAGGGCGAAGGCGAUGAAGGCGGAGAUCAUGGGGUACUGCCACCGCGUGAUCGAGAGCGCGGAGGACGCUUUAAGAGAGGCGGUGUAUCAGUCGACCAUCGACGGGUCGACGGUUGAGGAAUUCUUGUGCAGGAACGUGAGUAAGGAGUGCGACGCCGACGUGGAUUUCUCGCUCGAGGAACCGAAAGAGAACGAACUGUACACAGAUGACGACGGCAACCCCAUCGACAAAAAGCCUGACGCCGAGUCGAAAAAGCCGGCAAAGAAAAAGAAGAAGCGCGCGAAGAAGAAAGAAACUGAAAAUGAGCUUUGA
Messenger RNA from Ostreococcus tauri, 669 nucleotides. Its product is annotated as Domain of unknown function DUF3456. Lineage: Eukaryota; Viridiplantae; Chlorophyta; Mamiellophyceae; Mamiellales; Bathycoccaceae. The transcript has a single exon. The coding region runs from base 1 to 669 and encodes 222 amino acids. The record is from RefSeq and is a predicted model, not a curated record. Gene Ontology annotation, cellular component: endoplasmic reticulum.